Trypanosoma rangeli is the source of this 2586-nucleotide messenger RNA. Its product is annotated as putative nucleoporin interacting component (NUP93). Gene Ontology annotation, cellular component: nuclear pore. The transcript has a single exon. Lineage: Eukaryota; Euglenozoa; Kinetoplastea; Trypanosomatida; Trypanosomatidae. Gene Ontology annotation, molecular function: structural constituent of nuclear pore. The record is from RefSeq and is a predicted model, not a curated record. The coding region runs from base 1 to 2586 and encodes 861 amino acids. Gene Ontology annotation, biological process: poly(A)+ mRNA export from nucleus; protein import into nucleus.
AUGUACGUGCUACAAAACGCGCCGGGGGGAGUCCUCAGGUCGCAGAAUUAUCAGAAAAGUGCUGCCGUUGUCGCUACAGAUCCUGAAGGUGAUGUGCGUGGGAACAUCGCGAGGCUAACCGCACGGGCCCGCCAACUACUCUCUGAGGAUACGGACACGCGUGUGGUGCGUAACGGUCUUAGUGCCUAUGAGACCUCGCGGAAGGUGGCGGCAGAUGUAUCGGCGCGUGCGCGGGCCCCCGGGCAAACUGGCUCGACGCAGGCAUCGGUGGAACUCUUCAUGGCAAGCCUUGGUUUUAACCUUCAAGAGCAACAGCGCCUCCUACAGCAGCUGCAAGCAAGCCAGGUACCGAUUGCAGUAACAGGUGAUGCUGGGACGGCUGCAAAGACUUCUGGUGCCUUUUUCAAAGGGCAGGUCGAUGAAGAAUUGGGCAGCACGUUGGAAAAUUUUGUGGCGAAUCGACGACAUGAGAUUAUGCGGCGCAGCAUGGAGGAAAUGCAUCGGCGCGUGGAAGAUUUGGUGCAGGAGCGUUCCGAGACCAUCCUCCGUGCCUCAUGGGAGAAAUGUUGUAACGAAGUGGCAGAUGCAUUUGAAUCCUUCUCAUUGAAGGUGGGUGGAGGUGGUGGCGAAGUCUCGCGAAUCAAAAUGUCUACCACCAGUGUGAACUCCAGUGGGGCCGUGCGACCACGUGCAGGCGUAAUGGCGUUACUGAACGGACACGAUGCUGCAUCCAUGCGCAUUCUUAACAAAAUUAUUGGUUUUGCGAAGAUUGUUGAUACACAGCCACCACUGCAGUGGGUACGGUGUUUUGCCUCCCAUGUUGCGGAUGACGUCCCGUUUGUUACAGACGAAGUGAACGUUCUUUGGAAGACAGUGGAGCAAAUUCUGCAACCUAUUCUACAGCUUGGCUCUGCUAGCACAAUCAUGACCUUUGUUGCCUCCAGUCGACACAUGAUGGAACGCAAAGCUCUCGUUAGUGUGCUGUCACGCGUGCUUAAGGUGGAGCCUGAAAGAUUUGGUGAACUGGAGAAUAUGCAUGCUACACGCUUUAUCAGUAUUGUCGGGCGCUAUACAUCAUCAUCGAAUCCGUGGGCACACAUCUACACGGCCAUGCGCUGUGGUCGUUAUGACGCCGCUGCCAUUGUUGCCAGUAAUGCGGGAUUCCGCUUGGUUGAAGCAAAACUUGAAGCAUACGCCAAUGCGCACGUGACACAACGAAGCACUUUGCCACCAGCGGUUGACUUACGGCCGUUGUAUGAAGAGGAGGCUACCCGGGAAGAUGCAUACCGGCAAAUUGUCCUGCUCCUCUUGCUAGUUGGGAAUACGGGAGAAAGUAAUGACGUGGUCUUGUCGGCGGUGUCGUCAUUGUCGUCAAAGGUAGCGCGAUCUCUUGAGGACACGCUGUGGAUCCGUCUCUUCUGUGUGCGCUCGGUUGAGUUGCGAGGCAGUGAUAGGCUCCAGUCUCUUGCAGAGAUGCAACGCUUGCUUCUUGAUGACAUGCAGGAGCUCGUGGAACUGGUUCGCGGUGAUGUGGUGCGUUUGGCGUCGUUGCUGAUUCAUGCGUUGCUUCCCUCCUCUGGACUGCGACUUCUUAUUGAGGGUGACAGCACAUACGUAGAUGGCAUUCACCUUGCGAUGUGCUUUCACAACUUACAACUCUUGCCGUGUGGUGAGGUGGAGGUGCCAAUCGACCUCAGUCGGCUCAUUCCACAGUACUGCUCCCUCGUACUACUUGACGUGGAUAAAGGCAAUGCCUGCACCGCGUAUGCAGGGGCGGCUGUGUUUCGCUAUUUUAUUCGGACGAACAUUGUCGAUGCCUUCGUCGAGUACUGCGGAAAUGAGCUGGUGUGUACGAAGUUGUUUGGGAAGCGCGGAGGCGGACGUGUCGGCAGUGACGGUGUCCUUCUGCGGGAGGCACCAUCGCCGGAGCUCCUGGAGGUAAUGGAGCGUGUGGCAGAGGCGGGUGUGGCGCGUGGCCAGACGGAACUUGCGGUGCGUGUCUUCUCUGUCUUGGAGCGUGCCGCCGCGCUGGUGAAGGAUGAUACACGUGCCAAUUAUGCCUUGAGUCGGGCCGUGCAGAUUAUCUGCCCAGCACUGUCGCACGCCUUUCAGCAGGCGCCAUCGAGCGAGAGCACCGGCCUGUUUAUGCACGCCGCCGAGUUGCAGGAGCGAAUUGCAUCUUCCAAAUGCGUUAUCCCACAUGCUUACGCUGAAGCGUUUCAGGUACUUUGCAAGAUGAGUGAAGUCUUUGUGAGCCUCACGCGCGGCGAGUUGGAGGUCGCUCUUCGGUGCUUUUGGAGUCUUCCCUUCAUUCCUGCCAUGUCAGAAGACAUUGAGCGCUGUGCUGAGCUCUUGGAUGCGGCGCCCGAGUCCAUAGCAACGGCUGUACCGCCGAUUGUUUUGCUCGUUAUGCAAAACAUGCUGAAACUUGCGGAGGUGCUCAAGACAAGAGGACAGUCGAGCGAGGCGGCACAGAUGCAGCGGCGUGCGCAGGCAUUGACAAUGUGGGUGCGACGGUGGAAACGAAUCUUCUCUCGGCAACUCUUGGAUGAAUUGGCAUCUUUAGAAAAGCUAUUUGCACUCUGA